AUGCGACCGUCAGUGGCAGAGUACAGUGGUGUUUCAGUAUUAUUUGCACCCCGGUCUAUAUCCCCGCACCAGCAACGAGAAUUUAUAGGAGGAGCCGCCACUUACCAUAAUCUCAUGGCGGGACUCUACCAAAGGCAACUGCCCCGAAAGGCCACCCAUGAUAAAUUUGCUGCUCUCCCUGAGCCGCGUCAUCGUUGUCUCACUGGCAGUUUGCUUUAUCUCUGA
Messenger RNA from Penicillium chermesinum, 225 nucleotides. RefSeq lists its product as uncharacterized. The transcript has a single exon. The record is from RefSeq and is a predicted model, not a curated record. NCBI's taxonomy places the organism in Eukaryota, Fungi, Ascomycota, Eurotiomycetes, Eurotiales, Aspergillaceae. Bases 1 to 225 code for a protein of 74 amino acids.